GGAGGCGGCGGGACAAUUAAAGCUGCUGAUCUCUGAAGGGAAGGGGAGGAGGGAUUUGGGCUGACGGACGGGGGUGUCAGUUUUCGUUUUGAUCCCCGAAACGAGGUGCCGCCGCUGCAAGGGCUACUUGAGAGCGAGCCCUGAGCAUUCUGCUCUCUCUCUGGAUCAGACGGACCAGAGGACGCACUUCUGUGCUUCACUGCACUUCACAGUGGAUAUAUGCACCUGCCUGUUUUUUACUCAACCCAGAGAAAACUUUUCCUCUCUUCUUUUAUCUUUUUCUAGACUGAUGUCAGUGAUUUGUCAACACCACCUUUAAGCCUAUGUAAUGAACAACUCUGAGAGUUUUUUUAUGUCCUUUUUGAAAGUUCCCCUCCAUUGAUAUACUUCAGGACUGCUGGAAUUCAAACCAACUGUGGAAUUUAUCAUUCAACCUUUGAGGACCUGAAUUGCAUUUUGGAUGUGCUUUUUCCAGGAGUGUAAGCCAAGGGAACCUUUUCAGAUUUAGGAAAAAAGCGAACGUUCAAUUUAAAGCAGCUGCCCUUGGUGCUCAGUCUCGGCAGCCGUUGGUCUGACGGGUUCCCUGAGGAGGACAGCGGUGCCUGAGUGCGCUGGAAGAUGAAGAGGAGCGUAGCGGUGCUGUGUGCAGCCGUCAUGCUGCUGCUGCUGUGCUGUGCGCUAGCAUGCGCUGCCGGCACGGGCUCCAAAACUGCGCUGGCGGGCCCCGGAGCCGCGAGGGCCCAGGGAGGGCAAGGCAGGGGCCCCAUGCCACGACGAAGAGAGGAGGAGCCACGCGAGGGUCGGAGAGAAGAGGGGCUCAUGGAUGAUCCCAAUGUAGAAGGAGGUGCAGUCAAGCCCAAACCAAAGGUCAAGAAGUCCCCAGAGGAGGUGUUAGCAGCCAAAGCCAAGAAAGCAGCCGAGAAGGAGGCCAAGGCUAAGAAGCAGAAGGCCCCCAAGCCCACAAAGAAACCAAAGCCACCAAAGCCGACCAAAAAACCCAAGCCACCAAAACCAACCAAGAAGCCCAAGGCCCCCAAGACCACCAAGGCAACCAAGAAGGUGACUGAGCAACCAGAGGAGGCUGAGGUGACCAAGCAACCAAAGGAGGACAAUCAGCCCAAGAAGAGACCCCUGACCAGACAGACUAGCCUGGAGGAGGAGGAGGAGCGGCUUCUAAUCGAGCUGGGCUGGGACAAGCUGAUCCCCACAGUUGCACAAAAAGAACCAGAGGAGAAACCCGUUUAUCCAGAGAAACCAUUUCACUCAGAGCCAGUGGAGCCAACACAACCAGGGACUGUGACCAAGAAGCUGAAAUCUGAAGAGGAACGUGACUACUGGGAUGCAAAAUAUGAAGUGCCAGAACCCUUCCCUGAUUACAAGGAGGCCUUCCCCACAGAGAAGUGGCACCACCCUGCCCCAGAGGGGACAACAGCUCCACCCUAUAUUGGCCCAUGGUAUGACGAAUAUGAUUAUGGUGACAUCACUGAAAAGAAGCUUGAAGAAGAGAGAGAACGGGCAAGAAAAGAGAAAGAGGAAAGAGCUGAGAAACAAAAGAAGAUGUGGGAGGAGGAAGAGAAAGCCAGAGAGAAACAGACCCCAGUCUUUACAGAGCCAAAGAAGUGCCCCCCUCUUGGAAUGGAGUCCCACCGUGUGGAGAACGACCAGCUCCUAGCCUCCUCCAUGUCCCACCAUGGCCUCAGCCCACAGAGAGGACGCCUGAAUAUGCAGGGUUCGGACAAGGAAGACGACAUAUAUGGGGGAGCCUGGUGUGCGGAGACUGAGGAGAAGGACCACUGGUUCGAAGUGGAUGCCCGACGGGAGGUGCAGUUCACUGGGGUCAUUACCCAGGGCAGGGACUCCCAAAUACAUGAUGAUUUCGUCACCUCCUACUUUGUGGCCUUCAGCAACGACAGUCGUGACUGGACAGUUCUCCAUGAUGGAUAUGCUGAGUGGCUCUUUUUUGGUAAUGUGGACAAGGACACGCCCGUGAUGUCCCAGCUUGCGGAGCCAGUGGUGGCGCGCUAUAUGCGCGUCCUGCCGCAGAGCUGGAACGGCAGCCUGUGCAUGCGGCUGGAGUUCAUGGCCUGUCAGCUGCCCAGCUUCUUUCAGACUGAAAAUGAGGUCACGCCCAUCGAUGAUUUAGACUUCAGGCACCACAACUACAAGGAGAUGAGACAGCUGAUGAAAGUGAUCAACGAGGAGUGUCCCAACAUCACCAGAAUUUACAACAUUGGCAAGAGCUUCCAGGGGCUGAAGAUCUAUGCCAUGGAAAUCUCUGACAACCCAGGAGAGCAUGAGACAGGCGAGCCUGAGUUCCGCUACACAGCCGGUCUCCAUGGGAACGAGGCCUUGGGGCGGGAGCUGCUGUUGUUGCUCAUGCAGUUCCUGUGUAAGGAGUACAAGGACGGCAAUCCCAGAGUGCGCCGCCUGGUGAACGGAGUGCGCAUCCACCUGGUUCCCUCGCUCAACCCUGACGCCUACGAGCUGGCCUACGAGAUGGGUUCUGAAUUGGGGAACUGGGCCUUAGGCCACUGGACAGAAGAAGGAUACGACAUCUUCCAGAACUUUCCUGACCUCAACAGCAUCCUUUGGGGGGCAGAGGACAGAGGCUGGGUGCCACGCAUUGUCCCCAAUCACCACAUUCCCAUCCCAGAGAACUUCCUGUCACUAAACAGCUCGGUUGCUGUUGAGACCAGAGCCAUCAUUACCUGGAUGGAGAGGAACCCCUUUGUCCUUGGGGCCAACUUGCAGGGGGGGGAGAAGGUGGUGGCAUACCCCUUUGACAUGCAGCGUCCACCUAGGGCCGUGGUGGACACCCGGGGGGGGCGGCGCCGGGGCCGCCAGGAGGAGUAUGAAUUAAACGAGGAGACGUGGGCACGGAUCCAGUGGCAAAACCAGGGCGAGCUGCGGGAGACGCCUGAUGAGGCCAUGUUCCGCUGGCUGGCCACGUCCUACGCCUUCAGCCACCUCACCAUGACCGAGACCUACCGUGGAGCCUGCCACACUGAUGACAUCACUGGCGGCCAGGGCAUCAUCAACCGUGCCAGUUGGAAGCCUGUUGUGGGCAGCAUGAAUGACUUCAGUUACCUGCACACCAACUGCUUCGAGCUGUCCAUCUUUGUCGGCUGUGACAAGUUCCCGCACGAGAGUGAGCUGGCACUGGAGUGGGAGAACAACCGGGAGGCCCUGCUAGGCUUCAUAGAGCAGGUGCAUCGUGGGAUCAAAGGUGUGGUGAAGGACAUUGAUGGGAACCCCAUUGCCAACGCCACUGUGGCUGUGGAAGGGAUCAGGCAUGACGUCAAAACAGCUGCUGCAGGGGAUUACUGGCGUCUGCUGAACCCUGGGGAGUACCGGGUGACGGUGCGGGCAGAGGGCUACAUGCCCCAGACCCGGCUGUGCAUGGUGGGCUACGAGGCAGGGGCCACGCCCUGCAGCUUCUCCCUGACCAGGUCUAACUGGGACCGGAUACGGCAGAUCAUGGCUAUCAGCGGGAAGAAACCGAUCCUAGUGAAUCCCCAGAACCAUGGCGACGGAAGCACCAGCACCAGCACCAGCACAGGAAACGGUAACGGCAAGGCUAACGGCAACGGGGUCAGGACAGUCGGAAGCGGGCUCAGUCCCCGCCAGGCCCGGCUUCGCCGCCUGAGAAUCAUGCGUCUUCGGCAGCAGCGGCUGAGAGCCAACCUCACCACGACUCCACCCACGACCACCAUCACUACGAUGACCACCACCACCACACCCCUCCCCACCACCACACCCGAACCACUGCCUGAAAUCACCACCUCCUGGUAUGAUUCCUGGUUCCCCGUGGAGGACACCCUCACUGAAGCAGAACCCACGCAAGAAUACAACUUUGAGAUCAACUUAGAGGAUUAUGACUAGGUUCUCUAGUAAAACAGCACGCAUUCACAUAGAUCAGUGAGUCUCAAAAUGGCCACCUGAAAAGUCUUGUAAGGUGUCCUGCAUCCACAUCUUUGAGCUAAAUACAACCCUUUUCCUGUCUGUCCACACACAUGCGAGCACAAAGUCCCUUUAAAGAGCUCAUAGGUGCAACUCUCUUUCUGCUGCGCAGAAUAGCGGUCAUGUACUUCCGGCGGUUUUAGACGGAGGCAAAAGUCCGCCUCUGAAGGAUAUAAGGGAAGCGGACUUUUAAAGGAGUUUAACAGAGGCCUAAUCAAUGAAUGUAGUUCUUACACACAAACACAGCAGAGCUGAUCGCAGGAGACUGGCCUGGAAACAGAUAAAGAGGAACUCUUGAAAUAAAUUUGAAAAUCCCAUUUGAAAUUUUUUAAUUUACUAGUAAACUCAUAGCAGUGCAAACAAACAAAUAAACAAAAAAUCUCUCAUUUAAGUGGAAAUGCAUCACUCAUCUUCAGAUUUCUUUUUUGUUGUAUUUCUUUAGGCAGGAAAUGCUACAAAAGACAACAAUAGAUGUGUUAUUUUAAUAAAUAGAAAAGCAGUCAUUUAUUUUAUUUACCCUUUUUUCUUGCUGUAUUGUUAGCAAAAACUAACAAGGACAGACAUCUCAAAAAGAACACCCUAACACUUGUUUCUCUGCAGUCACAGAUUGGUUACAAUAAAAAAAUUGUGAAAGUUCUGGGAGAGGAAUUUCAUAAUUGAUUGAAUAAAGGCUUGUUUUGCUUUA
Molecule: messenger RNA, 4645 nt
Organism: Anguilla rostrata (American eel)
Lineage: Eukaryota; Metazoa; Chordata; Actinopteri; Anguilliformes; Anguillidae
Gene: aebp1a
Product: AE binding protein 1a
Exons: 20
Coding region: 619-3882 (1087 amino acids)
Biological process (GO): negative regulation of transcription by RNA polymerase II; protein processing; peptide metabolic process
Molecular function (GO): metallocarboxypeptidase activity; zinc ion binding; RNA polymerase II transcription regulatory region sequence-specific DNA binding
Source: RefSeq, a predicted model, not a curated record